Molecule: messenger RNA, 2787 nt
Organism: Chlamydomonas reinhardtii
Lineage: Eukaryota; Viridiplantae; Chlorophyta; Chlorophyceae; Chlamydomonadales; Chlamydomonadaceae
Exons: 5
Coding region: 100-852 (250 amino acids)
Source: RefSeq, a predicted model, not a curated record
GUAGCGCCCACGCGCCCACAUACACUCCUACGUUCGAGCUAGCGCCAGCUGCCAGCCCCUUCUUUCACUUCCCUUUUCAGUGUACAAGCAAUUCUAACUAUGGAUCGACCUCUAUCCAUACCGCUGCUGCUUCUAGCGGCGCGGGCAGCGGGUUGGGCUGCGAUGGCAGCUGCAAAGCGUGCAGACGCUCGCGCUCGCUUCAUGUGCAAGUCCGCCAUGAAUACAUCGACACGCAGGCUCCCGCAAUCCCACGGGCGACGGCUGCCGCUUCUACCAGCACACCGCGCCGGUCCUGCCGUCGUCGCGGGGCCCGCAAGCCGCUCCGGCGCAGGACUGGGCUCCGCAACAGCCUCCGCAUCCGUGGCCGCGGGUUCAGGCGCCGGCAUGGGCGCCUUUGGAGCUGGCGGAAGCUGCAGCGGCAGUGGAGGCGCUGGCGCGCGUGACUUCACGCAGUGGGCAUCUUCCGUCAAGAGCCGGAUCUUCCCGGCGGCGGUGCGGUUGGCCAUCCCCAUGACUGCGGCUUGCAUGGCGGCGGCGGCGGGCACGAACGGGCAGUACUUCCAAGCGGGCGCGGCGCCCGGCGGCGGCGCCGCCGCCAGCCCCACCGCCGUCACAAAGGCCGCCACCGCCACGCACGGCGCCGCUGCCGCCGCGGCGAUGGCGGCGCCGCCGCCGCUGCCGGUUCUUGCGGACGUGCGCGCGUGCCGCCUGGUGCUGGAGCAGCGAGGCAUAUCGCACCCGGGGCUGCAGCCGGGCGCGGCGUGGGCGGCGCUGCCUGUCGGGACCGGGCCCGACGGCAAGAGCGGGGACCUGCACGUGAUGUUCGAGUACCUGCUGCUGUUCCCCGCGUGAGCGGCACACGGGUGUGUUCCCCGCGUGAGCGGCGCGCGUGUGUGUUACCCGCGUGAGCGGCGCGCGUGUGUGUCCCCCGUGUGGGAGGCACAUGUGCAUGUGUGUCCCCCGUGUGGGAGGCACAUGUGCGUGUGCCCCGCAUAAGAGGUACAUGUGCGUGUGCCCCGCGUGAGGGGCACAUGUGUACGGAGAGCAGGGUGCGGGCGUAGCUGCACACCUGUUUUGGCAACGCUGUGAAAGUCCGAGCGGGUGCUUAAGUACAGUACAUGAUGCGGCUUGGGGCGUGUGCCAAGCCAAGCCAGGUGCCGAAGAGCUUAGCGGCAGCGGAUAAGCGGUGGCGAGCUUUUAAUAAGCGCGCUGCGGUGUGCUUGCUGUUGUGGAGCUUACGCUAGCGGACGCCUUCUCCAUGAUAGUAGACAGUGCAUUUUAUGGUUCCCGCACUGUUCUCCUUGUACUUUUACCGUCGGGGUAGUUCCUUUUCAUGUCGAUGUUGAUUGUUGUACUGGUAUUACGGUAUUGCGCGGCGGGCUCGUACGUAGUCAGGUUAGGCUGCCAGCAGUUGCGGCUGAUCUUGGUUGCGGCCGAACGAGUGUAGUGGCCUACUGCUGCUUCAGGUUGUUGAAUGCGCACUUAGGCGGGACAUGGUGAUGCGGAGCAGGGAACUUGUUGGCAGUUGGACUGUUGACCGACCGCUUGAGAGUUGAGGUGACUGGAAUAAGGAGCCAGCGCGGCGUGGAGAACAGCUGCAGUACAUUAACGAGUAGGUCGCAACGGGAGAAGGUCGUAACGAGUGGGCGGCAGUGUACAGGCGGAGGUGAUAGGGUAUCUGGAGGCAAGACACAUGAUGAUCAGGCAACAUGGGAGUCACGUGCCUUGUCGGCGUGUUUGCAAGCAGGCGGCGAGAUGGCAGGCGGGUGCCGACCGAGCAGGGGACCGACCCUGCGACCGCGCACCGGCUUUGCUGCGGCGUACGGGCUUACAAUGAGUGGGUACGGUAGAUGGUUCAGCGCAGGGUGUCAGUGGUCGGAUGCUGUUCAUUGGUAUGCCGUAGUUGAGGAUUCAAGCUGAUCAGGUACCGGGAAUGGACAGGUGCUGAAUUCGGCGCUUGCGUUUUUUGGCGACAGGUGGCGUGCGGGGGGGGUGCAGCGAGAGAGCCACUUCAGCCGCCCUGUCAUCGAAGUGUUUGCUAGUGAAAGCGAAUGUCAGACGCCAUCGAAGUCUCAGGGCCUGUAGGCUACAGGAGGAAUGGCCGUAAGGUUGCAAGCCGCAGCAGGUCAGGGAUGUACUGGUGCCGGGCCCUGUCUGGAUGAAGUUUGUGUUACAAGAUUGCAGGGCGCGGAGAUGACAGCUGCUGAUAAGGGCCAUUGCAGGCACAGCAGCGAUGAGGUCGGGCCAGCGGCGAAAGCAACGGAAUAGCGUAGCAGCGCUGUGGCGUACCGUAUUGUAUCCUACUGCACCGCAUGUUGCGUUGAAGGAACGAUCGAGCAGGCAAUCGAGCAGGAGAAGAGUGUUCGUGUGCUUGCAGGUGAAGCGGCAUUGCCCGGAGGGGAGGGCCCCGUUUGAGGUCGAUCGCUACUGGCCACGGAAGGCCAACGGUGUGUCCGUCCAUGUGCCCCACACCACGGAGUGGGCAUGCUCAAGGAGCAUAUGUCGGCCGCGGAGCAGCAGUUGAUUUGGGGGUACGACAGGGUGUGAAGACCGCAGCGGCUGGAGGCUGCCCAGUACAGCAGCGCGAGGCAUGUGCGAUAAGGUAGAGGCGGAGAGAAGAGGCGGGUGUGUGAGGGUGUGUGCGCGGUGGGUCAGUGAUUGUGCUUUGGCUUGCGGGUGAAGCAGGUCCAUGGCCUACGGGCGCUGAAUUCGGAGGCAUGCGCGCACCGGCGUGCGGUUUGUCGGACCAUGAGGUCCUGUGGGCUGUCAGUAAUGCGGGCGAGGGGC